This is a messenger RNA of Perca flavescens (yellow perch), 2945 nucleotides long. RefSeq names its product mitochondrial calcium uptake family, member 3a (gene micu3a). Gene Ontology annotation, molecular function: calcium ion binding. Gene Ontology annotation, cellular component: uniplex complex. Gene Ontology annotation, biological process: calcium import into the mitochondrion; mitochondrial calcium ion homeostasis. Lineage: Eukaryota; Metazoa; Chordata; Actinopteri; Perciformes; Percidae. The coding region runs from base 38 to 1534 and encodes 498 amino acids. The transcript is spliced from 14 exons. The record is from RefSeq and is a predicted model, not a curated record.
AGCAGCAGCGGCAGCAGCAGCAGCUACAACAGCAGUAAUGGCCGCUUUCCGCAGAGUGGCAGCGCUGGCCGGUAAGCUAAACCUCUUGUCGUCGGCGAGAAACGAGCUCGUCGGUGGUCAAACGGCCAGUGGAGGAAGAACACGGAGGUGUCUCGCUGUCGGGAUGUGUCUUGCAACGGGAGGCGCCGUGGCGCUUUACUUCUACAACGAUAUGACGAGCGGCAGAGGCAGGAAGAGGAUGGGGAGUCACAGCAUCAACGGUUUGCUACCGUCCAUCCCGACUGUUGAAGCCAAGGAGAAGGCACGUCUGUUUGACUUUGAGGAUGGAGACGUGUACAUGUCGUCCCAUGAGCAUCGCUUCCGCAUGUUUAGCUCUGUAGAGUAUGAUGGGCAGCUGUACAUGACUCCACAGAACUUCAUCGAGUCGGUCACCAUGAACGAACCUAGAAACAAGAGGCCCUGGAGGUCCCUGGCCAAACAGGAGCUGGAAAAGGUUUUGUCAGAAACUCCCCCAGUAUGGAGAGGAUCCUCCAAACUGUUCCGCAACCUGAGAGAACGAGGCAUCAUCUCAUACACAGAGUACCUGUUCCUGCUCUGCAUCCUGACAAAGCCCCAUGCUGGCUUCAAGAUUGCUUUCAAUAUGUUUGAUGCAGACGGCAACCAGAUGGUGGACAAGAGGGAGUUCUUGGUGCUUCAGGAGAUCUUCCGGAAGAAAAAUGAGAAGAAAGGGAGAAAAGGAGAUGCUGAGAAGUCGGCACAGUUGAGUAUGCAGCUCUAUGGAUAUCAGGUUGCCCCCAUGAACAGCGUGCUAAAAAAAGAGAGUCAGGAGUUUGUGGCGCGGAGUUACUGGGACGUUCUGAGGCGAAGCGCCAGUCAAGUCCUCUUUUCUGACCUGGCGGAGCGAGCAGAUGAGAGUAUCACGAUUGACACCACCCUGUUGGUCCAUUUCUUUGGGAAGAAAGGGAAGGCAGAGCUCACAUUUGAUGACUUCUACAGGUUUAUGGAUAACCUUCAAACAGAGGUGCUGGAAAUUGAGUUUCUGACCUACUCUAAAGGGAUGACCACCAUCAGUGAGGAAGACUUUGCCAAAAUCCUGCUUCGCUUCACCAAUGUGGAGAACAUCAGUGCCUACCUGGAGAAUGUCCGCCAGUGUAUACCUGACGAGAAGGGAAUCACCUUUGAUGAGUUCAGAUCAUUCUUCCAGUUUCUCAACAACCUUGAGGACUUUGCCAUUGCCAUGCAGAUGUACAAUUUUGCUUCUCGCUCCAUUGGACAAGAUGAGUUCGCACGAGCGGUGUAUGUGGCCACUGGGCUGAAGCUGACACGUCACCUUGUACACACAAUCUUCAAGAUCUUUGACGUGGAUCAUGAUGACCAGCUCUCCUACAAGGAGUUCAUUGGAAUAAUGAAGGAUCGGCUGCACAGGGGAGGCAGGGUGAAGGGCCGACACCACACCUCCUUCUCCGCCUGUGUUCGCUCUGGGGCCAGAAGACAAGUGCACCAGCUCUGGAAGAGGUACACAGAGAAGCCGUAGAAGAGGAGGGAGAAAGAAGGCAGAAAAUAAACAUGAAGGAAAAAGUGUGAGGACGGCAUAAAGUAAAACUUGAGCUCUGACUUUUAUAGCCAGUGGCGUGGGUUAACAUUGUGUUUUUAAGGGCAGAUCUCCAUUCAACUUCCAAAAGCAACUACAAUAACUACAAGCAUGCCUGCACACAGCUGACUGACACUCUGUAUCACUGUAUGAUGAUAAUGAGCAACACAUCUCCUGUUUUGGUCCUGUUUUCCCAGUUGUCUUGAUCUGAUGCCAAAGUACAUUGCGAUUUACAGUGUACAUAAAGAAGAUUAGACUAUGACUUUAAUCUCCAAGCAUGGCACCUCCUCAACAGUCAGUGGAACUGCAACUAAUGAUUAUUUCUAUUUUGGAUAAAUCUACCUUUUUUAAAAGCUAUAAAAACAUUUUAUAACAAUAGUAUAUAGCUAUAACUAAGCAAGUUACAGCAUGUUUAAAGUUCUACCAGCCAAAUUAUAUUUUCACUUAAUGAACAACAUUUUUCCAUUACUAAUUAAAACUAUAUAUAUACACACACAGUAUAUAUGCCUUUUUAGGUAAGAAUAAUUAGCUGAACUGCUGCACUACAAACUGUAACAACUUAAAGAGCACAACAGUAUUUAAAAAACUUGUUUGAUAAUGAUAACGUUAUCCAUGUACAAUGAAUAACUGUAAUGUUAGUUAAUAUAUAACAUAAGACUGAAAUCGUGGGAAUGAAUGAACGUGUUGUUAAUAUGUAUUGUCUUCACCUCUGUUUAAUUAUCUGUCUUUUUUACCUUACAUUUUGUUUGAUCUCUCUAGCUAGUUGAUGUGAUGCUUUGCACUAAGAGAGUAUAUAAACACUACUGCUACAGCAAGGAUGCUAUAUUAUCCUAAUAUAACUACAGCACCGAUUUAUUUGACCUAAAUUUGACAUUGAAUGGGAUUUUGUAAUCUAGUAAUUGUAUUGUAAUUUCAAUAUUUGACAUGUCUUGAACCUAUUUUGUGUCUUAGUUGCAUGUAUGAUGGCAAUAUAUAUGUAUAUACUGUAUAUGAUAUAGAUGUCCACAUAGGUGCCUUCUUUGCAUUCCCUUUGUCAUCCGAAAAAUUUCACAUUUUCAGCAAAUAAUUUAGCACUAUGGAGCUUUUAACAGUAACAGAACUGCAAAACAUGUGCAUUCAUUGCAUUAUAUGUAGGUAUAGCAUACUAUCUGUGAUUCAUCACCCAAUAUCUAAUGUUGUAAUAUAUUAUAAAUCAUUUAAUACGAUUUUUGAAUGUCUUGGUGUGGUAUAUGGAAUAUAUUUUGAAUAUAUCGAAAUUAAGGAACUCUAGACAUGAAGAAAAUGUAAAGUUAUUCCUCAUAAUGUAAAUUAUUCUCAUCAUGUUGCAAUAAUUAAUGUAUUUGUCACCUCAGUG